Molecule: messenger RNA, 795 nt
Organism: Wickerhamiella sorbophila
Lineage: Eukaryota; Fungi; Ascomycota; Dipodascomycetes; Dipodascales; Trichomonascaceae
Product: Peroxiredoxin DOT5
Exons: 1
Coding region: 1-795 (264 amino acids)
Biological process (GO): cell redox homeostasis; cellular response to oxidative stress
Cellular component (GO): cytoplasm
Molecular function (GO): thioredoxin peroxidase activity
Source: RefSeq, a predicted model, not a curated record
AUGGCAACUACCCGCAAGCGAUCGAGUGAACAGGCUUCGCCGUCGGCGAAGAAGGCCAAGGCCGAGUCGAACAGAAGCAAUGCGAUUGCAAUUGGCGACCAGAUUCCCGAUGUGACGAUUCCGGACCAGGACGGCAAGGAGGUGGCUCUGCGCGACAUCAAGGGUGUGCUGGUGCUCUUCUCGUAUCCCAAGGCGAGUACUCCGGGUUGCACCCGGCAGACUCGGGGGUUCGGCGAGCAUUAUGCGGAAUUUGCCAAAUUGAAUGCGACAGUGUACGGUUUGAGCGCGGAUUCCGAGAAGGCCCAGACCACCUUCAAGACGAAGCUGGGGCUGCCCUUUGGUUUACUGAGCGACACAAAGUACGAGCUUCUGGGGCCGCUGGGAGGCAAAAAGUCUCCCAAGGGUGUCAUUCGGAGCCAUUGGGUUUUUGUUGAUGGCAAGUUGGUGUUUGCUGAGCAUGGCGUCAAGCCGGAUGCCAGUCCAGUGGACACUCUGGAGGCCGUCAAGUCUCGGACUGAGUCUGAGGCCGAGUCUGAGUCCAAGCCGGUGUCCGAGAGCGAGUCCAAGCCUGGGUCCGAGUCCAUGCCUGAGUCCGACGUCGAGCCCAAGCCUGAGUCCGACGCCGAGCCUAAGCCUGAGUCCAACGGUGAGCCCAAGCCUGAAUCCAACGCUGAACCUGACGCUGAACCUGAAUCCGAGGCUAAACCCGAGGCCAAGCCAGACUCUGUAUCUGAUUCCGGGUCCACCACUGAAGCCGAGGCCGAGAGCACCGGGUCCGAACCCGCUGCAAUCUAG